Molecule: messenger RNA, 2677 nt
Organism: Chrysoperla carnea
Lineage: Eukaryota; Metazoa; Arthropoda; Insecta; Neuroptera; Chrysopidae
Product: WD repeat-containing protein 75
Exons: 10
Coding region: 80-2422 (780 amino acids)
Biological process (GO): positive regulation of transcription by RNA polymerase I; positive regulation of rRNA processing
Cellular component (GO): nucleolus
Molecular function (GO): protein binding; RNA binding
Source: RefSeq, a predicted model, not a curated record
CAUGUGCUUCACAUGUGGUUUUAACCAAUAAUAACAGAUAAAUGUCUUGAUUUGUAAAAUAAUUAAAAAUAUUUAAAAAAUGGUACAAGUAAAUACUGUAAAACCAUUUUCUAAAAAUGAUUUAAUUAGGAAAAAACUUGGAGGUGGUUGUCUUGUUAAUCAAAAGCCGGUUUUUUCCAGAGAUGGAAGUGUAAUUUUUGUGGGAGAACGGCUGAACAUUCAUGUUUAUAGUGCUGUUACUGGAGAAUUUAUUCGAUCUUACAAUUUAACUGAUAAUUAUAUCGUAAACUGGAGUACCUUAAUCACUAGACCUGAUAUUUUAGUAAUAUGCACAAACAAGGGAGAAUUAAUUUUUUGGGAUUGGAAACAAGGAGUUGAAACUUCAUAUUCGCAAUUAAAAGUUUACGCUAAUGCAAAUUUUGAAAAAGUGGAAUUUCUAUCACUUCAAACAGUCGAUACUGUUGAAUUGUGUGCAACAUGGUCGCAAGAAUCAACAAAAAAAUUAAGUGCUAGCAUUUAUAAUCAAAAUGCAAAUAGUUUUGAUAUAAUUCAAACAGGAGAUUUCGUAAAUAAAUUCCAUGCUCUAUCAACUUCAAUUAAUUCAAAAUUGUAUGCAAUAGUUCAAGAUAACAAAAUCAAUAUUGGAAUUAGUAAUGAUAAAUCUAGAACAAUACGACAUUUAAUUUCCGAAGAUCGUCAUUUUACUUGUGUUGCUUGUCAUCCUAAUGAAGAAUGUAUCGCAACUGGUGACAAUACAGGCCGGGUAUUAUUAUGGCGAAAUAUAUUUAUUAAAAAGGCACCAGUUAAAGCAAUAUACCAUUGGCAUACGUUACCUGUUGCUUGUAUAUCAUUUUCCGUUGAUGGCACUCAUAUGUAUACAGGUGGUAGAGAAUGUGUGUUAGUUAAAUGGGAUGUAGAUGCACCCCAACAUAGAAAUUUUUUACCUCGAGUGCAAGCUCCCAUCAAACAUGUUGCUGUUAGUUAUGAUAAUUUACUGGUGGCAAUUUCCAUGGCAAAUAAUGCCGUUCAUAUAACAGAUACUCAAAGAAAUUUGAAAGUAAUUUUAAGUAAUAUGUCAUGGAGUGUAAUAAGCACACCGAAUGUAGAUUGUUUUCGUGCAGGCUUACAUUAUGAUCCUAGAUCUGAAAGUAUUAUUAUGAAUAGUCAUAUUGGUCAUAUACAAUUUUAUAGUUUAUUUUUUAAUAAAUUAUUAUAUAAUUUGGAUAUUACUGGACAUAAUAUAUUGACAGAAGAACAAAGUGAUAUAAUUAUGAAUAUAGACGUUGUGAAAAUAGCAAUAUCUACAUUUGGGGUAUGGCUAGCAACCGUUGAAGAACGAUGCGAUACUGAUUCAUACUUUGAAAGUCGCUUAAAAUUUUGGAACUAUGAUUCUAAUGAUCAAAAGUGGGUAUUAAAUACAUGUGUGUCGUUACCUCAUGAGAAUGGUGUGAUUGAUAUUAAGUUCAAACCUUCGCAAUCUAGAAACUUAGAAAUAACGAAUGCGACAUGUAUUUCAAUUGGUAAAGAUAAAACAUUUAAAAUUUGGAAUUUAAUGGAUAGUACAAUACAUGGUCAGACCCAUGUAUGGAAAAGCAUCGCUUCAGGAUAUUAUUUAAAUAGACAACCUUCAUGUAUUGAUUUUUCAUACGAUGGAUCAUUACUAGCAAUUGGAUUUACGUCGACGUUAACAGUUUGGGUGCCCGACACAUGUGAAUUAAAAUGUGCAUUAGUACAUACGCCAUACUCUUCAGAACCAAUUAAACAAAUUGUAUUUGGCAAUUGUGAAGACUGUCAUUUAGUUGUAACAGUUACAUCAGAACGAAUAUGCGUUUGGAAUUUGUUGUCAUUAACUUUAUUGUGGAAUGUACCGAUUAAGGUCAAUUUGUUAUGCAAAGAUAAUAAAAGUGCAUAUUUAGCUGCGUUUACCGAAUCUAAUAAAUUAUUCGUUUUUACGCCACAAUAUUCAACACCUGUUUAUGUUCAUGAAAAUAUAUGCGACAAUAGUUAUAAAGUAUUACAAGCAAUUUUCAUUCCACAAAAAAUUACAAAAUCUACAAGUUCUUGGCAACAAUAUUCCCAACUUUAUUUUAUUGAUUCUAAGCAGGAACUUGUAACAUUAGAAGAAAAAUCUUCAAAUGAAGAUAAUGAUCAAUAUGUGGAAUCAAUUGUGAAGAGUAAAACUUAUAAUCCAUUUUCAUCAUUAAAAGCACUGUCAACGGUAGUUGAUAUUCACAAGUUUAGUACAACGAAAAUUACUCGCAAUGAAUUACCUGGGGCCCUCAAUAUUAAAGAAAUUAUUCUAAUGCCAUCACAUACGUGUGCUCCAAUGAGGUACAUGUGUGUACCUGUUCUAAAAUCAAUGCUUAAAACAAAUAGUGCUGUUCAAGAACAGGAUGAAGAAAUGGAUGUAGAAAUUUUGUAACUUUUUUUAUAUUUUAUAACAAUUAUUGUAUUCAAUUCUAGCAUGUGUUUCGAAUAUAGUCGAGCAGAAAAAUAGUAUAUACACCACGGGUCAAGUAAAGAAUGUCUCAGCUCUCAUAUUUGUUGCCCGAGGCGAAGCCGAGAUGAACAUGAGAUUUGAGAUAAUCUUUACUUUUGCUACCUAGAUGUGAAAUAUACUAUUAAUGAGUUGGAAUUGCUGCCUUUUUUCUAUAAAUAAAAAUAUAGUUCCACUCGA